AUGUCGUCAUACAUACUGAUGACAAACGGCAGCACCGAAUCUAUGAUUAAUACACUCCAAGGCUCCAUCAUCUCUAUGCAAAAUGGCACGGAUUUGCGUGUUAUUUUUGACGUUAUCACGGAACUACAGGAUCAAGCAUGGGACGGUGAUGAGAAAAAUAGAGUAGAUCGGUGGAAAUCACAACUGCAAGACUACAUAUCGAAUAUCGGCUCAAAUUUCGAGAGACUUUCGCAGUUGAUCAAGAAGGGAAAAGAAGCUCCUGCCCAAGAUUGGGAUAGCUUCGUCAAUUACACCAUGGAAAACAUUGAGGAAAACGUUAGUCCAUUGCAGAAAAAAAUUUUCCCGGGUAGAAAACGCCCCAAAGGCACUGGUUACAUUUUCGAUCUGGCUCUUACUAGUAAUGAUUUACGGAGAAAACAUUGUCGUGAAGCGUUGGCGAUGCAGUCAUUUCUGAGCCAUUUAUUCCAAACGGUGAUGGUCACUGAAGCGAAAGCUAUGCUUUCACUGACUUACGCUAUCUUGAUUCAGAAUAGCUCGUAUGAAGCGCGGACUUACAAACUCUGGCAGCUGACGGUCGACUUCAAAGACCGAUUCAAUUACUACAUGGUGCGUACUGCGGAAGCCAUGUCCAUAGCACCACAUCAAACAACACCAUGCGAUCCUCCCAAUGGCACCCGUAUUCGAGAUGAGACUUACUUUGAAAUCGAGAGGUUGGAGCAAGUAUCGGUUUUCCAGUUCUCCGAUACUUCCAACAGUAGGGAUUGCGCCAAUGCUGUGGAGAAAAAAUCGCUGACGUUCUAUUCGGAACGAGAUAUUUGUAAAGGUAGUCUAUCUGACUGCGAGUAUUCCGGAUGGUUAGACGUUUGUCGAUUGGAGAAUAGUUCAAAGCGAUACGAGUGGAUCAAAUCAGAAGGUGGAGAUUAUGGAAUGAACUUCGACAAAUGCCCCAGUGGCACUAUAACUAAAUAUGAAGGGAAUAACAAUUCGUCCAAUGGUCACUGUAUUUGCAAAUGCCGUGAGGCUGGUAACUGGAUGAGUGUGAGCCCAGUGAUGGCUAAUGUAUCCGACAAUAUGGUUGUCAUUGGUUCACGGUUCAUGCGUAAGGAAGGAGUUCUUUACCUGCAACUGAAGCAAGGAAGGCUAUUGGCUAACGGCUGGAUUGAUCCAUCCUCGCAAGAGUGGAUUCCUUUACCAAAGAACCCGGUGUUGAUGGCGAUCAAUUCAACUCACAACAAGUUCUAUCUUGACAAUGUACCUUUGCCGAUGGGGCAUGUCGUUGUUGGUGAGUGA
Molecule: messenger RNA, 1290 nt
Organism: Diachasma alloeum
Lineage: Eukaryota; Metazoa; Arthropoda; Insecta; Hymenoptera; Braconidae
Exons: 6
Coding region: 1-1290 (429 amino acids)
Source: RefSeq, a predicted model, not a curated record